GUUGGGCGUUUAAACGGGAUUAUUCCUUCUUGCCGUUUCGUCUCGACUCGGGGCCCCGUGUGUCUUCCAGUCGGUCCUCGAGGUGAAAUGAGGAACCUGAAGCUGCUGAAGAGGCUGAGCAGCUCCGAGCUGCGAGCUCCCGGCUCCCCGCUGCGUCUCUCCGUGAGGGCCGACACCGGCUCGCUGCUGGUGGCUUCCCACUACUCCAUCACGGAGUACGACCCGCGGACCGGCCAGGUGGUCAGCGAGGCGUCGCUGGCGGCCGCCGGCUUCCUGCCGGAGGACGGCAGCGGCGCCGUGGUCGGCCUGCAGGACCUCGCCGAGCUGGAGUCGGCGUGUCUGUCCACGGCCGGCGGCGACGUCGUCCUCUUCAACUUCAACACCUGCCAGCUGGAGUGCGUCGGCAGCGUCGACAGCGGCCUGACCGCCAUGAGCUGGAGCCCCGAUGAGGAGCUGGUCGUCCUCACCACCGGUCAGGAGACGAUCAUCAUGAUGACCAAACACUUUGAGCCAAUCACUGAGGUCGGAAUCCACCAGGACGACUUCGGUGAAGGGAAGUUCGUCACGGUGGGCUGGGGGAAGAAGGAGACUCAGUUCCACGGAUCAGAGGGGAAGCAGGCCGCCCAGAGGAAGACCCCGGAGGUUCACCCGGUCGCGGCGUGGGACGACGGCGCCCCGCGGGUCACGUGGCGAGGCGACGGUCAGCUGUUCGCCGUCGGCGCCGUCUGCCCCCGGACCGGAGCCCGCAAGGUCCGGGUCUGGAACCGGGAGGGGGUCCUGCAGGCCACCGGCGAGCCGGCCAACGGCCUGGAGCCGGCGCUCUGCUGGAAGCCCUCCGGCGGCCUCAUCACGAGCACUCAGCGCCACCCCAACAAACACAGCGUGGUGUUCAUGGAGAAGAACGGCCUGCUGCACGGAGACUUCACCCUCCCCCUCCGACGAGACCAGGCCAAGGUGAAGGAUCUGCUGUGGAACAGCGACUCCACGGUUCUGGCCGUGUGGUUGGAGGACUUGUCCGCUGGAGAGGACCAGCAGGUCAACACCUCCAUCCAGCUGUGGGUGGUGGGGAACUACCACUGGUACCUGAAGCAGAGCCUGGACUUCGGCGGGGACCCCCAGAGGGCCCCGGUCUGCGUCUGCUGGGAUCCCGAGCGCCCCCUCAGGCUCCACCUGGCCACGCGCGGCUGGACCUGCGUCACCUAUGACUGGGGCUGGGCCACCGAGAGGAGCCCCGGGACGGACGGCGCCGACGGCGCCAACGUGGCCGUGAUCGAUGGAGAUAAAAUCCUGGUGACGAGCUUCAGGCGGUGUGUGGUUCCUCCUCCCAUGUGUUCCUUCGAGCUCCAGCUGACCGCGCCAGUCAACCAGGUGACCUUCCUGUGCCAACCCCAGAGGACCAAUCAGCUGGCGGCGUUGACCUCCGACGGACGGAUUUCAGUCUACGUCCAAGAUUCUGGAGAACAAGUCGGCAGAACGGCAGACGGGUUCCGCGCGGCGUCUCGUCCUCUGGUCCUCCGGAAAACCUUCAGGGUUGCCGUUCUGGGGGCGGAGCCUCUGGCCCUGCGCCAGCUGCUGUGGCUUGAGGACGAGCUGUUUGUGGGCGUGAGCUCCGGUCUGCCGCCCACCUCCUCCACCUUGAUGAUGCUCCGCCCCUCACGGGACGCCGAUGACACGCUGACUGUCAGCUCUGAAGUGGAAGUGGACGGAGUCGUGGUCAGCGUCAUCCACGGCUCCCAGACCGGCACGGUGGCGCUGCAGCUGGAGGACGGACAGAUCAAGAAGCUGCUCUGGGACGGUCCCGAUCUGUCCGUGGAGGAGUGGCGUGACGCCACCGGGAGCUGCGUCAACUUCCCGGUUCCCUGCGUUCAGACGGCGCUCUGCAGCAUCAGCGGGGAGGAGCGUCUCCUCGGCCUGACGGACAGAUCUCACCUGUACGCUGGAGACACGGAGCUGGCCUCCAACAUUUCGUCCUUCGCGGUUUGCAACGACUUCCUCCUCAUCACCACUCACUCCCACACCUGCCGCUGCCUCCAGCUGAGCACGCUCGGCCUCGCAGGCCUACAGGCGGCCUUGGCCUCUGACGGAGGUCAGAACGACGAGUCCCUGCGCCGGGUGGAGAGGGGGUCCAGGAUCGUCACCGUGGUACCGCAAGACACCAGAGUGGUGCUGCAGAUGCCGCGUGGGAACCUGGAGACGGUGCACCAUCGGGCGCUGGUGUUGGCUCAGCUCAGGACGUGGCUGGACAGUCUGAUGUUCAGAGAGUCCUUCGAGUGCAUGAGGAAGCUGAGGAUCAAUCUGAACCUCCUCUACGACCACCACCCCAAGGUCUUCCUGGAGAACCUGGAGGCCUUCAUCACGCAGCUGGACUCCAUCAGCCACAUCAACCUCUUCAUCACGGAGCUCAAGGAGGAGGACACCACCAGCACCAUGUACCCCCGAGGCCCCGAGGACCGCCCGGUCCAGGCCCGGCCGGUCGCCGGGCAGAAGAAGGUGGAUGUGGUGUGCGACGCUCUACGCGGCGCCAUGGAGUCCAUGGAUCCCAACAAGUUCUUUCUGUGCGUGCUGUCGACCCACGUGAAGAAGACGGAGCCGGAGCUGGAGGUCGCUCUGCAGAAAGUCCACGAGCUCCGAGUGAACCCUCCUCGCGGCGUCGGGGCCGUGAGCGCCGAAGAGGCGCUGAAGUUCCUCCUCUUCCUCGUCAACGUCAACGACCUGUACGAACAUUCUCUGGGAACGUACGACUUCGACCUCGUGCUCAUGGUGGCCGAGAAGUCACAGAAGGACCCCAAAGAGUACCUCCCCUUCCUCAACAUGCUGAAGAGCCUGGAGACCAACUACCAGCGCUACUCCAUCGACAAGCACCUGAAGCGCUACCGGAAGGCCCUGCAGCACCUCAGCAAGUGCGGAGAGGAACACUUCCACGAGGCUCUGCAGCUGGUGAGGGAGCACAAGCUGCACAGCGAGGCUCUGAGGCUGUUCGCCGCCGACGGCGCCCGCCACAAGGCUCUGAGCUGCGCCUACGCCGAGCACCUGAUGGAGCAGCAGCAGCCGGAGCAGGCCGGCCUGUUGCUGUGGCGAUGCGGCGAGCCGGUCGGCGCCCUGCAGGCGUUCGCCAGCAGCUGCAGCUGGAGGAACGCCAUCUGCACCGCGCAGCAGAUCCCACUGCCGGCCGACCAGCUGGCGCUGCUGGCCAGAGACCUGGCGGAGAAGCUGAUUGAGCAGCGACGAUUCUCAGAAGCUGCUCUGCUGUUGGACCAGUACGCCAAAGACUGUGAGGAGGCCAUCUUGGCUCUGAUCACCGGCUCCGUCUGGGAGGAGGCGCUCCGAUUGAUUUAUAUGCACGACCGACAAGACAUCACAGAAACCAACCUCAAGCCGGCGCUGCUGGAAGCCGUCAUCACCCAGACCUCCUUCCUGGAGGCUCAGGUCUCGGCGUUCUGCCGGUACCGGGCCCGGCUGGCGGUGGUCCGGGAGCAGAAGAGCCGGCUGGGCCUGCUGGACGAGGACGGGCCCGACUGCCCCGACGCCGAGCUCUUCUCUGAGGCCAGCAGCGUGAUGACCGGGUCCAAGUACUCCCAGAGCAACUCCCGCGUGUCCUCACGCUCGUCAAAGAACCGGCGUAAAGCAGAGAGGAAGAAGCUGAGUCUGAAGGAAGGAAGCCCGAUGGAGGACCGUGCGCUGGUCUACACUCUGGGGGAGAUCCUCAGCACCGUGGACAAGAUGAGGGAGGAGGUGCACGGCCUGCUCAAGGCUCUGGUGCUGUUCCAGUUCGACCGGCAGGCGGAGAAGCUGCAGCCGGCCUACGAGGAGGCGCUGCAGCUGAUGGAGGCCUCCGUCCCUGAGGUGUGGCCCCCAGAGGGGCCGCAGGGCCCCCAGGCUCAGCUCACGGGGCCGAACUCCACCGCCAACAGCAUCACAGCUUCUUACCAGCAGCAGCAGAGACCUGCUGCCUCGCUACCAGCUGCUGAAGUUCCGAUGCCUCCUAAGAUGAGGACCGGGGUCAAGUGGAAACUCAAUAUCCUCAUGUAGAGUUUAUUAUUGUUUUAAAGCUGUAAGAUGAUGUAAUAAAUAAAGUUGAUUCCUCUGUGAACGUG
Messenger RNA from Pseudoliparis swirei, 4094 nucleotides. It is a transcript of the gene elp1, whose product is annotated as elongator acetyltransferase complex subunit 1. The record is from RefSeq and is a predicted model, not a curated record. Lineage: Eukaryota; Metazoa; Chordata; Actinopteri; Perciformes; Liparidae. The transcript is spliced from 36 exons. Gene Ontology annotation, biological process: tRNA wobble base 5-methoxycarbonylmethyl-2-thiouridinylation. Gene Ontology annotation, molecular function: protein binding; tRNA binding. The coding region runs from base 88 to 4029 and encodes 1313 amino acids. Gene Ontology annotation, cellular component: elongator holoenzyme complex; cytosol.